AUGGAUGAUUGCAUGCGGCCGAGCGGACGAUGGGAAGAAUGCGAAAAAGAGGGCACCGCCCCGAUCGAUGGACAUCGGCAUCAGCACAUCACCGCCAGAUGCUGGCUGGAGGCUGAAGAGGAGAAGCGUGUGUGUCUGCUCUCUCUUUCUCUGCCUCCUUCUGUCCCGCGCGCUAUGUGUUCUUGCCUCGAAACGCGGCUGCAACAAGUCACCUCAACUGAUGCCGGUGGAUUCGAUGGGCGUUGGUCCGCGGGCGGUCGCGCGAUCCUGCAGGGCGGUUCUGUGGUUGAGGAAUGGGUCACGGACUCGGAGCUAAGAGGAGUCUCCACUUCGAUGGACAUCUGGGAAGUCGAGUGGAGAGCUGGGGGACCAACCCAGAGCCCGCCACGAGGUCGCCGAUUGGCGAGGAUGGCCUUAGCCUUUGUUGCUUGGCCCUGGAGCCAUGCCAUGGAGAGAGGUGGGGAUGAAGAACUUCAACUGCAGGUUACGCUCUGCAUUCUUGUUCUGCGCCCUGCGGCGUGCGAGUCGACGGCUGAGAUACUCGGGACUGCCGGCAGUAUUGGCACUGACCGCUCUCGGCUCACGAUCUUGAGAGAGUCGGUAUCGCAACCUACUUCGUCGUAG
Messenger RNA from Penicillium oxalicum, 624 nucleotides. RefSeq lists its product as uncharacterized. The record is from RefSeq and is a predicted model, not a curated record. The transcript has 2 exons. NCBI's taxonomy places the organism in Eukaryota, Fungi, Ascomycota, Eurotiomycetes, Eurotiales, Aspergillaceae. Bases 1 to 624 code for a protein of 207 amino acids.